This is a messenger RNA of Temnothorax curvispinosus, 660 nucleotides long. RefSeq lists its product as uncharacterized. The record is from RefSeq and is a predicted model, not a curated record. The annotation marks the transcript as partial. NCBI's taxonomy places the organism in Eukaryota, Metazoa, Arthropoda, Insecta, Hymenoptera, Formicidae. The transcript has 2 exons. Gene Ontology annotation, molecular function: nucleic acid binding.
AUGGGUGCUAACAAUCAACUAGCAGAAUUGAAACAAUUUCUUGUCAAAGACGCAACUCAAAAUCAGAUACAAUAUUAUCUAACAGAGCAGUUCAUUAAUUGGAAGUUUAUCCCUCCGUAUUCUCCGCAUAUGGGUGGAUUGUGGGAAGCGGCAGUUAAAUCUGCCAAAACACACAUGAAAAAGAUUAUCGGACAGACUAUAUUAAGUUUCGAAGAGCUUUAUACUAUUCUUACACAAAUAGAAGCAUGUUUAAAUUCUAGGCCGCUCACGCCAAUGUCUAACGAUCCUAUGGACCUACAACCGUUAACCCCCGGGCAUUUUAUCAUAGGUGAAGCGCUCACUGCACUUCCAGAUUACGAUCUUAUUGAAGUACGUGUAAAUCGUCUAACGCGUUACCAAUUAAUCACACAAAUAAGACAAGGUUUUUGGUCCAGAUGGUCGCAGGAGUACAUAUCUCAGUUGCAACAACGAUUUAAAUGGAAACAGCCAGAAGACACAAACAUAAAACCAGGUACCAUGGUGUUGAUAAAAAACGAAAAUACUCCUCCGAUGAUCUGGCCAUUAGGUCGAAUUACAGAGACGCACCCGGGAGCGGACGGGAUAAUACGCGUAGUUACUAUAAAAACUAGUCAUGGUCUAACCAAGCGAGCGUUAUCCAAA